AUGCAGUGGCCGAACGACUUUGGCUACGGAACGAUUCUGGGAUGUGGAGUGAGUGGAUUCAAAACGGAAGGCGGAAAGAGAUUGUCUGGUGCGAACCGCCUGUGGCGCAUCCUGAUCUCGGAGUCAGCUCACCUCAUAUGGAAGCUGCGCUGUGUACGCCGCAUACAACACGAAGACGACCCAAAUAAAUACCCGUCUCACAACGAGAUACACAAUAAGUGGGUUUUCACUAUAAACCAAAGGCUCUCCUUGGACCGAAGCGCGUGCAACAAGCGGAAAUUCGGACCAAAAGCUACAAGACCAGAUCUCGUGCUCAAAACCUGGAACGGGACUCUCUUCAACGAAAAAAACCUGCCAGAGAACUGGCUCUGGCAGGCUGGGGUUUUAGUAGGUAUACCACCAAGGAGGCCUCGUUUACCGAGACCGGACGGGUGA
This is a messenger RNA of Stereum hirsutum FP-91666 SS1, 435 nucleotides long. RefSeq lists its product as uncharacterized. The record is from RefSeq and is a predicted model, not a curated record. The coding region runs from base 1 to 435 and encodes 144 amino acids. The transcript has a single exon. NCBI's taxonomy places the organism in Eukaryota, Fungi, Basidiomycota, Agaricomycetes, Russulales, Stereaceae.